AUGUCACUGCCGCGAACACUAGGUGAGCUCCAGCUCUACCGGGUUCUACAGAGGGCCAAUUUGCUUGCGUACUAUGACACCUUCAUCCAGCAGGGAGGUGACGAUGUGCAACAGCUGUGCGAAGCUGGUGAGGAGGAGUUUCUUGAGAUCAUGGCCUUGGUUGGCAUGGCGACUAAACCGUUGCAUGUGCGGCGCCUGCAAAAGGCCUUACGGGACUGGGCAGCGAACCCCACUGUCUUCAACCAGCCAUUGGCCACCAACGUGGCCCACACAGGCAUUCCCUUGUUGAAGAUCGACAGUACAGGUGCAGGAGGAACUGGCUCCUUAGGGUCUAGAAAAUUACUGAGCAACGGCCAGCCAGGAUCACCUUGUGACAGGGAGGAGCGAGGAUCGUGCCUCACACCGUUAAGGGACACUAACAGCCCUCGGAGCCCCUGUUCCCAGGCUUCCCCGUUGCCCCCAGACCCUUUGUAUCGGGACAAACUCUCCCCAAUGGACCCUCAUUGGCUCAGCCCCGACCUGGACACAUGUGGAGGAACAGAGGAGGACCAGUCCAGCCCCCCACUCCCCCUCACCGUUCACUCCCGUCCUGCAGGUCCCUCCACACCUCCUGCCUCCUCCUCUUCCUCCGCGUCCUCAGCCACAUCUCCCUGGCCUGGCGGUCAGCUGGAUCCAGAGACGGUGAGGGCAGUAGGGGAAAGCGUGGACCGGCUCCUCAGGACCAUGCCCCGAGCUGACCCUGGGGAGGUGCACACUCUGCUUAGGCUCAAUAAGAAAAUGGCCAAGACAGUGGGUCACAUCUUCAGCUCAGAUCUGCAAGAACGCAACAAAGAAGAGGAGAUCCGCAAGUACAGCCUCAUCUAUGGGCGUUUUGACUCCAAAAGGAGAGAGGGAAAACAGCUCACCCAUCAUGAGAUGAUCAUCAAUGAAGCAGCUGCCCAGUUCUGCAUUCGUGACAAUGCCCUGUUGUUAAGAAGAGUUGAACUCUUCUCAUUGGCCAGGCAGGUGGCAAGAGAGUGUGCCUAUACAUCCACACUUAAACACACCAGGUCAGACACAGAGGACAGCACUGCCCACGUUCAGAAGAGAAUCAAACAUGAGGCUACAGAUUCAGAAAGCCGAGGACUAGAGGGGGCAGAAGUCAUAGGUCAUGGUCACCUUAGAUCAGUGACAGAUGAGGACAGCUUAUCUGGAGAGAGUUUGGACAGUUUAACGCAAGACAUAGGCCCUCAGUUCAACCCCUCCUCAUCCCCCCGCCCCCUCACCGACAACACUGGCCCUGUCAGCUGGAGCCGCCAACUCAUGCAACAAACGCUCAUGGAUGAGGGCCUACGAUUGGCUAGAAUGGUGUCACAUGACCACAUGGGCAAGGUCAGCCUAGGGUCAGAGAAGAGACAGACUUCAGAGCUGGAUGGUAAAGUGCCUGAGAGGAAAGGAUGUAGUGGCACACAGAGAAGCGGAAGCCCUGGAAGCACCAAAGAUGACUCUGAUAACAGUGGAAAGUGA
Messenger RNA from Chanos chanos (milkfish), 1506 nucleotides. It is a transcript of the gene nab2, whose product is annotated as NGFI-A binding protein 2 (EGR1 binding protein 2). Gene Ontology annotation, biological process: negative regulation of DNA-templated transcription. Gene Ontology annotation, cellular component: nucleus. Gene Ontology annotation, molecular function: transcription factor binding; transcription coregulator activity. The coding region runs from base 1 to 1506 and encodes 501 amino acids. The transcript has 6 exons. The record is from RefSeq and is a predicted model, not a curated record. Lineage: Eukaryota; Metazoa; Chordata; Actinopteri; Gonorynchiformes; Chanidae.